Molecule: messenger RNA, 2965 nt
Organism: Anarrhichthys ocellatus (wolf-eel)
Lineage: Eukaryota; Metazoa; Chordata; Actinopteri; Perciformes; Anarhichadidae
Exons: 12
Coding region: 165-2165 (666 amino acids)
Molecular function (GO): zinc ion binding
Source: RefSeq, a predicted model, not a curated record
AAGCCUCGUUUGUUUACAUCACGAGAGAGGAUUUGUUACGCACGUAGGGGCGUAAAGCACUUCGCUGUCGUUAAAAAGGCACUGAUACUGUUUCCUGAAACACUAAACGGUGCAGCCGCUGGGCAGGUAGCGGGGUAAGGCCACUUUAAAAGGUGUCGAUACUGAUGGAGCAUGCUGAGGGCGACGAGAUGGGUGAAUCAGAGCCUGUGCUCUAUACACAGCCGCCGUGUCGCUUCUUCUCUCAAGGAAGACACUGCAAUUUUGGGAAGAAAUGCAGAUUCCUACACGUAAGAGAUGAUGCCAAAGCUCAUGAGAAGAAAACCACCGGGACACACAGUCAGUCAUACGUCCCAUCUCCAAACUCUGAGGUCCCUGGAGAGGACAUGGGGCACAGGCCUCCUCCUAGUACCUCUAGGGUUGCCCCAGCAGCUAGCCGCCGCCCCUGUCGCUACUUUCUCUCAGGCCACUGCACCAUGGAAGACAGAUGUCGCUUCUGGCAUCCACCACAGUUCCCCCCGGUGGAUCAACAGCCUGUUCCCGUCAAUAACCCAAGACCUGCACAGAGGAUGCCGCCAGUCCCCCGUCCCGGCAACCUCCAGGAGGUCAAGCUGUGUGACCUGACGGAGGAUGUCGCCGAGCAGCUACGAGACACGGAGAUCGAGCAGUUGAAGAAGCGCUUUCCCAAAGAUCAGCUGAUUAUUCAGGAACGUAGUGAUGGCAAAGUUACUUAUUACAGGCUGACUGUGGAGGCCACUGAUCCAGACUGGCCUUUCGAUCUGAAAGAAGUCGACAUCAUGGUGAGCUUCCCAGACAGUUACCCCAACGAGAUUUUGACAUUGGACAUACCGUUGGACCAGGAGCUUCCACCAGUAAUGGCCAGACAUGUACAGCAAGCGUCACUGGAGUGGCUUCAAGCCAAGCAUGCGACCAAUCAGCUUCUGGGAAAGGUAGAGCUGCUCUUCCGGCCUUUUCUUCGCUGGCUAGAUCGUAGCAUGGAGAGACUGUUCACGGAAGGAGCCCGGCAGUUGAAAAAAGACGUUGAUUUAGAAAAGGCUGGAUUGCAGUUCAUACCGUACCAGGAGCUCCAGGCAACGAUGUGUGAAAAAUCUGGGAACGAUCAUUCUUCUGACACCGCUGCUGAUGCAGAUGAGAAUGUCAGUGAUGAUGGAAAACUGGACGAGACAGAGGGCACGAGGACAAUGGAGGGAGGGACGUUGGUGCAGCAGGAGGGUCCAGGUUGUGAUGAAGGGCAGGAAGAGGAGGAGGAGGAAGCCAGUCAUCUGGUGGAGAACAUUAGGAUCAGCGAUCCCCGCAGAGGCACAGAGAUGAAGCUGCUGGGCCUGAGGAUGGGAGAGAACACAGCCACAGUAGUGGCCCAACAAAUCACUGUCUGUCUUCAAUGUAGCCGGUGUAAGGUAACUGCAGACCUGUCCCUGACUGGGAGGACACCCUGCACAGCUCAGUGUGAAAAGUGCAGCGCAAGCAUCACUGCUGCGUUCAGGCCCUGCAUGCUGCACCAUUACAGCGACGUCCUGGGAUACCUGGACCUUCACAACGCUGCGCCUGCUGACCUCGUGCUUCAGGACUGUGAACUCAUUGUGGGCUGCCUUAGCUGCUCCCAGGAAGGCCCUGUGCCGAACCUUUCCUAUGGUCAAACACAGGAGUUUAAUUGUGAACACUGCCACAGCAAGCUCAGUAUUCUGGCCGAGAGCACAAGAUUCCAGUACAUUCAGCCACGCGCCAACAAAACAGGUCCAAGUGCUUGUGCUGUUAAUCACAAGACGAUAAGAGAUCCUGCUGUGCAAAAAGGGAAGCCGCUGCCGGACAAAGGAGGAUGCAAACAUUACAAACAGAGCCAUCGUUGGCUGAGGUUUCCCUGCUGUGGACGUGCUUACCCCUGUGAUGUGUGCCAUGAUCAGGACCAGGACCACCCCAUGGAACUGGCCAACAGGAUGAUCUGUGGCUACUGUGCCAAAGAACAGCCGUAUUGCAAUGGAAAGCCCUGCGCCAGCUGUGGAAGCAUGAUGACUAGAGGUGCACGCACCAGCCACUGGGAAGGAGGACUGGGAUGCAGAAACAAAACCAAAAUGAGCAGAAAUGAUCGACAUAAAUAUGCAAACACCAACAAAACGGUUUCAAGGAAGGCCGUCGCUGAAAAGAAGUAGCUGACGAAGAAGAGCAUUAUUGCCUUAAUUUGUGAUUCAUUUCAAUGAAAUUGUUGCAUAUUUGACCCAAUAAGUCCUGUUGUUAUGAUCAUUGUGUGUGAUUGUGAGAAAAGAUAAGCUGGUCAAUUCAAGUAGGCCAGCGGUCCAAUCUAUCUGUCCGAGUUAAUUGUUUUAUUUUAGGAGAAUGGAAAGUGCAAGAAAAGAGGUAGAUACUGCUUUAGAUGACACAUGGACUAAAAUACAGCAUGUAGAGUUGUGUCUGACCAUUUUAUGAUGCAUCAGCUGCUCAAGGUAUAGAGGAGUUGCAUAAAACACUGAGAUAAAUGUCCUUGGCUGUAUCGACACACCAUGGCAUGAACAAUUUAAUCAACUCUGAAAUAAGCAGCUUUUUUGAUGUUGGGACAUUUCUAAAAAAACAAAUUUAGGGUCUAUUCUGCAAUAUUUUUUAGAUUAGAAAACAAAACUAUUUAGGACGUAUUUCACUUUGAUUGUCUUUGUCCUCCUUCCAUGCAUUAAAAUACUUAACCUUGUAGCUGCAGUACAAGGUUAUCGGUUUGUUGUGUCUAAUACAUAUUCUUGAAUGGUUCUGUUAAUCUUGUGAUGGUCUGCUUGUUGUUGCUGGUCUGUUCUGCCCCUUCUGUUGAAAUCCACUAUAUAAAGGCAGAACUUUGUCUUGAUCCUGAGACUUGCAGCAGCCUUCAGUGGUACCACAGCAAGAUGUUGAACGUCAGUGAGCUUCCUCUGCAGCGCCUGCCCUCCGGGUCCUCGGGCCGUCUACUGCAGCCAUUCUGGGAUCAUUU